Messenger RNA from Penicillium bovifimosum, 294 nucleotides. RefSeq lists its product as uncharacterized. The transcript has a single exon. NCBI's taxonomy places the organism in Eukaryota, Fungi, Ascomycota, Eurotiomycetes, Eurotiales, Aspergillaceae. The record is from RefSeq and is a predicted model, not a curated record. Bases 1 to 294 code for a protein of 97 amino acids.
AUGGACUUUGUGAGUCUCCGCCCUGGCGAAAUCUGGACUACGGCUAUCGGGCUUGACGAUUAUGUCUGGGAGUUUCCGGAUGAUCUUCAGCCAGGGGAUGUGUUCCGGUUUGUAUUUAAGGGCGCUACGGUAGAAUGGUGGGACUGGGGUAGCAAGGAUCAAGCGCAUACUCAGACGGUGGUCACCGUUGAGUCUAUUGCUUUUGGCAGCGUUGUCAACCCAGCUGAUAAUGGUGGCAGGCCUCUGAUUGUGAUACCACCCUCUAACCAGAUCGAGUUUGAUUUUGCUGGUUAG